Molecule: messenger RNA, 3148 nt
Organism: Spirodela intermedia
Lineage: Eukaryota; Viridiplantae; Streptophyta; Magnoliopsida; Alismatales; Araceae
Source: the annotation of a GenBank genome assembly
AUGGAGGCCCCCCUUAUCCCGUUCUCGGGGAGGAGCCAUGGAGGGGAUGGAGGCGGGCGGAGGACGGAGGUCUUGGUAGAGGUGAAGAGGCAGUUGCGUCUAGGUGGGCCUCUGAUAGUGUCUUGCUUUCUGCAGUUCUCCCUCAAUGUCAUCUCCAUCAUGUUCGUCGGCCACCUCGGGGAGCUCUCCCUCGCCGGCGCCUCCAUGGCCACCUCCUUCGCUGGUGUCACCGGAUUCAGCCUAAUAGUAUGCUGUCUCUUUCUCUCCCUCCCUCUCUCGCUCUCGCUUUUUCUCAUUCCAUGAUUCCUUUCUGGCUCUGUCUGAUCUGAGAUUUCAUGUAGCCCUCCUCCGGGUCAUCCUUCAUGGCCUUGCUCUUCCAACUAACUAGUCCCCCGGUCUUUCCAGCAUCUUUGGUCCAUACCAUGCAACAGUAACUCCGAUUGGAUCAUCUACUAAUCACGAUACUCUGUUUUCUCAUCAUAUUUUCCCUCUUGCAGUUAGGGAUGGGAAGCGCAAUGGACACGUUCUGCGGGCAGGCAUUCGGUGCAGGACAAUACCACAUGCUCGGCAUCCACAUGCAGAGAGCCAUGCUCGUCCUUACAGUGGUUAGCGUCCCGCUGGCCUUCAUCUGGGCGUGCACAGGGGAAAUACUAUUGGCGCUUGGGCAAGAUCCAGACGUCUCGAAGGAAGCCGGUUCAUACGCUCGAUGGAUGAUCCCAAACCUCUUCGGGUAUGCUCUCCUCCAGUGCCACGUUAGGUUUCUUCAGACGCAGAGCGUUGUCACGCCGAUGAUGGCGGGAUCUGGCGCCACGGCUCUGCUUCAUGUCUUGAUAUGCUGGGUUCUGGUUUUCAAGUCCGGCCUUGGCAACAGAGGCGCCGCUGUCGCCAACUGCAUUUCUUGCUGGAUUAACGUGGCUAUAUUGGCUGUUUACAUGAGGGUUUCUCCAACCUGUAAGAAGUCCUGGACUGGAUUCUCCAAGGAAGCCUUCAAUGACGUUCUCUGCUACGUCAAGCUUGCUGUUCCUUCAGCUGUGAUGGUCUGGUAAUCCCUCUACCAAACUGUAAGUGGUCUCUCUGCAAGUAGUCUAUUUAACUUAUGUUAAUCAUUGCGGCAGCUUGGAAUUUUGGUCAUUUGAGUGCUUGGUUCUGCUCUCCGGACUGCUUCCAAAUCCAACCCUAGAGACCUCAGUGCUAUCAAUCAGGUGAGAAGUUCCUCUCUAUUUCCGGUUAUUUUAUUGAUCAUGUGUCAGGUUGCCAAUCAUGUCUCAAGAGUACCUGGGCGCUUAAAUAACUUCCAACAUGCUAAAAGUUCAGAUCAUUGGAGAAAGACAAUGCUAGAUGAGAGACUGGGUCCAUAAUUUUAAGCUCAUUUUAUGAAGGCUUUAUUUACUUGCACACUUUGAAGAAAUUUAAAUAGCUUUCUCAGGGAGCAUUGACUUUAAAAUACAUCCAUCAAGUAUACAGUUGAUGAUAGUUUUUCUUCUGAUACAAUGAUUUCUCCUUUCACAGCUUGAACACCUCUUCAAUGAUUUUCAUGAUCCCCUUAGGUCUUGGCAAUGUUAUAAGGUCAGAUAAACUCAAUUAUCACGCAAGAGCUUUUCUUCUCUCAGACAAAAACUUCAAGGAAUCUUCUUAAAUUCCGUAACAUUUCGCUUCCUUUCUUCUGCAGCACUCGGGUUUCAAACGAGUUGGGUGCUGGGAAUCCGCAAGCUGCGCAAUUAGCCAUCUAUGUAGUCGUAUUUUUGGCUGUGAUGGAGGGACUCUUGGUGGCACUGGUCACAGUUCUAGUCCGUGGAAUCUGGGGUUACAUGUACAGCAGUGAAGAAGAAGUGGUGCAAUACCUGGCCAUCAUGCUGCCUAUUGUUGCAGCUUCCAACUUCAUGGACAGUAUCCAAUGCGUGCUUUCAGGUAAGUUUUUGUUAAGUGUUAGUACAGUGGAAAGGAAGUCUGAGAUUCUCAUGUGUUUGACUGUAAUCUGUGUAUUAGCACCAGGCAACUCAGUAUCGCAUUGUGACUCAGAGUAGUUAUCUGGCACAAUAAACAAUUCCCUUUAAAACCCAUUCAUUAGUAGCUUAGUCUAUCUUAUUACAUAUUAAGAGUCUGAAUCUCAAUUUUUCUUUUUAAGCCAAACCAGUUCAUAUAAGUUCGUCAGGAUUUGUCAGAGUCAAUGCACAACCUUAUGGUGUGUGUAUCUUGACUGCUAUUCAAUAGACAUGAGAAGAUGAGACAACCCCAUGAAAAUGAGGAGUCUCUAGGUGGUCUCCACAUUGCGAACAAGUCGUACGCCUCAACUUGUGGCUGAGAUAGUGGGCAGAGCUAGCCCUUUCUGAGUGGCUGUUGCUUUAUGUGCUUGUACGUGAAGGAACUAUUCGAGGAUCUGGACGGCAGAAAAUUGGUGCUCUCGUCAACCUGGGAGCUUAUUACAUUGUGGGGAUUCCUUCUGCUGUUCUCUUGGCUUUUGUCUUCCACAUUGGGGGGAAGGUGAGAACUCAUCUUAACUUGUUUAUCUUCUUUGCUGAAAAACGAACCCAUAAACUGCCCUAAUAAUACUCUCAGAUGUUGUCCUGGCUUAAUUUAUACUCCAAUCGAUGUUGUAUUAAACAGGGACUUUGGAUGGGAACUAUAUGUGGACUCCUGGCACAAAACCUUCUGCUCAUAGGGAUCACAAUGCGUACUGACUGGGAGAAAGAAGUGAGUGAUCUCUACUGAUGCCAUACAUAACACAUUGUUUCUUCGUCUCCAGAAACUUAUAUGACGAAUCACACAAUAGCUGGGACAUGAUUGGAAAUUUCCAAUGAGUAAUGAAGGACUUUUAUGUGCAAGAACGAGGUUAGCAGAAAGACAGUCCUAUCCUCAGUUAUCUUCUGAGGAUUUUAGAUGCAUGGUUGAUGUUGGAAGAGUGGGCGGUAGAAAUGAGUAUUUUUAAGAAAUUUCCCAUUAGCUUGAGUGAUAUAGUCAACUAGAAGUGUGGAAGAAUUCUGAGUAGUUUUUAUCAAACUGUUUGUGAAGAGAGUGAACUAACAAUGACUCUCCCUUGAGGAUGGAACAAUUAUGUAUUCACACUUUACUUUUUUAUCUUAUUAUGUUUCAGGCUCAGAAAAGCAAGGAUAGAGUCUACAGCAAAGGCUUACUUGGGGAAGCUGCAUAA